AUGGAUCAUAACGACAUGACGAUGACGACCCCCGCGGCCACGGCUGGUACGAUGACGAUGACGAUGACGAUGACGAGCGGGAACUCGAUGCCGUCAUCUACCAGCGGGAUGGAUAUGGGAAUGGACAUGGACGGGUCGUCCAUACUGAUGUCGUCGGCGGAGAUGGCAAUGGUAUUCUUUCAAAGCGUUACAACUCCUCUCUAUUCAGACGCGUGGACCCCUCAGGGACAGGGCUCUUACGCCGGCACUUGCGUCUUUCUAAUCGUGCUUGCUCUGCUGCACCGCAUUCUAAUCGCGCUGAGAUCUAUCGUCUUCGACUCAAAUCCGGGACUCCAUCGUCACGACAAAGCUAUUUCGUCUUCUGAUUCGGACAGGUAUCCGGGUAGUAGAAGCGACUUGGAGUUGAUGGGCGGUCAAUUCAGGAGCCGGUGGAAUAGUCACCCGUUCAAGGUCGCCACCGAGACGUUCCGGGCUUUGUCCGAGGUCGUAAUCGGAGGUAUCGGAUACUUACUUAUGUUGGCAGUGAUGACUAUGAACGUGGGAUAUUUUCUGUCUGUUCUUGGAGGCAUCUUCCUUGGCACUUUCGUCGCUGGUCGAUUUGGUGCUGGUGACAACCAUCAUUGA
Messenger RNA from Daldinia decipiens, 624 nucleotides. Its product is annotated as Ctr copper transporter family-domain-containing protein. The coding region runs from base 1 to 624 and encodes 207 amino acids. Gene Ontology annotation, molecular function: copper ion transmembrane transporter activity. Gene Ontology annotation, cellular component: plasma membrane. The record is from RefSeq and is a predicted model, not a curated record. Gene Ontology annotation, biological process: copper ion transmembrane transport; intracellular copper ion homeostasis. The transcript is spliced from 2 exons. NCBI's taxonomy places the organism in Eukaryota, Fungi, Ascomycota, Sordariomycetes, Xylariales, Hypoxylaceae.